GCAGUAGUCGUUGGUUGCGCUAGAUCUGAAGUUGUCGGUAAAAGGUUACUCUGGGUCAGGAGAAGAGGACUUGAUCAAGAAAUGGCGGUGGUUAGCAUGAUCUGGGUGUGCGGGUCAUUGGCAAGCGUACCGUUACGUUGUGAAACCUAGCGCCUCCUAGCCUGUAUGCGGGCGUUUUAACCGGGUUUGCACCGCGGCGCCCGCUCAAGAUCAUCAUCAGCUCGGCAGCACUUGGUCGUCGCUAAUCGUCAACGAAUCAUGGCGCUAACUGAAGGUGUCAGCCGACGCUACCAGGCGUCCGUCCUUUCCAACAUUCUCAUCGUCUUCCUUUUGACGACUGCUGUCCAAUCAGCUGAGCAGCAGCAGGGAUCAUCUAGUAGUGGUAGUGGAGCUGUGACAUUGGAGAAUGAGCGGUCGACAUUCCUGGAGUGGCUGUCCGGCCUGCUGGCCAAUGAGGAAGAGCCCACCACCCCUCCCGCCCCCGUCACAGCUGACGAGUGCAAGUCAUGCAAGUGUGGAAUAGCCAAUACAAAGACAAGAAUUGUUGGUGGUCAAGUGACCUAUGUGAACCAAUAUCCGUGGAUGGCAUUGCUCAUGUACAACAACCGAUUCUACUGCGGAGGAUCGCUCAUCAGUAACAAAUACGUGCUCACAGCUGCACAUUGCGUUAGCUCAUUCAACAAGAAAAAAAUCUCGGUGCGUCUCUUGGAGCAUGACAGAGAUUCAGACAAUGAGACCAUGCAUAUCGACCGCAAAGUGGCAAGAAUUGUCAAGCAUCCUGGCUACAGCGAUCGCACCUUCAACAACGAUAUUGCUAUCAUUCAACUCGAUGAAGACGUCGAUUUGGACGGAGAGAAUGGUCUCCGACCAGUCUGCCUGCCUCCAACAAGGAAGAGUUUCAGUGGUGCGAAGGGAGUUGUGACUGGAUGGGGAGUGAAGAAUUCGGGAGGUUCGACAUCACCCACUCUCAACGAGGUCACUGUUCCUAUUCUAUCGAAUAAAUCAUGUCGCAACACUUCCUACGGCGAGACAAGGAUAACGGACAACAUGUUGUGCGCUGGAUAUCCAGAGGGCAAAAAGGACUCUUGCCAGGGUGACAGUGGUGGACCUCUUCAUGUUGUAAAUGGAACAAGAUAUGAUGUUGUGGGUGUGGUGUCGUGGGGCGAAGGCUGUGCGCUGGCCGACCAUCCGGGCGUUUACACGCGGGUGAAUCGCUACAUCACAUGGCUGCGACUCAACACAAGGGAUGGCUGCUUUUGCCAGCAGUUCGACACGAUCACGCACAAAGUGCUGCCCGAGGGAGACACCAGCCAGUCGCCGUUCGACGAGUAUACCGAAUAGGACUGCAGUCACCUCACCAAUGGUUGAGGAAUUUAUAAACCAGGAAUUAAUUUAUUGAUGAGGAUUGAGA
Nilaparvata lugens (brown planthopper) is the source of this 1411-nucleotide messenger RNA. Its product is annotated as trypsin. Gene Ontology annotation, biological process: proteolysis. The transcript is spliced from 8 exons. The record is from RefSeq and is a predicted model, not a curated record. Gene Ontology annotation, molecular function: serine-type endopeptidase activity. NCBI's taxonomy places the organism in Eukaryota, Metazoa, Arthropoda, Insecta, Hemiptera, Delphacidae. Bases 259 to 1341 code for a protein of 360 amino acids.